Messenger RNA from Trypanosoma cruzi, 645 nucleotides. RefSeq names its product mucin TcMUCII, putative. NCBI's taxonomy places the organism in Eukaryota, Euglenozoa, Kinetoplastea, Trypanosomatida, Trypanosomatidae. The record is from RefSeq and is a predicted model, not a curated record. The transcript has a single exon. The coding region runs from base 1 to 645 and encodes 214 amino acids.
AUGAUGAUGACGUGCCGUCUGCUGUGCGCCCUGUUGGUGCUCGCCCUGUGCUGCUGCCCGUCCGUGUGUCUGGCAGACACUAAGCCUGAAGUUGAUGUUCAAGCUUCUUCCAGUACGACCACGACGACCACACCCCCGGCAUCAGUCCCCAAGGAGAAGUCCACACUCAAAAAUAAUGUAGGUGCCGUUCCAGCGCCUUCACCAACAGAUCCAUCACACCGGGAGGCCGGUUCGACAGGGUCGUCAGGUUUGGGGUCCGUUGCAAAGCCCGGAAAUGAUGGCGGAGAGGGACCAGGAUCUACCAGUACAGGAACGAAACCAAAUGAAGUGUCCAAUACGUUACAGGCAGAUGGUAAUAAGGGUACGACAGGGUUACCCAGUGAAAAGAGACUAUCCGAGGAACGGGCAAAUAGGGAGUCUGAAGAUUCUACCGAGGAGACCACGACGACCACGACAAAGGCACCAACCACGACGACCACUACAACAGAGGCACCAACCACGACGACUACAGAGGCGCCAGCUGUGUCGACCACCCGCGCACCGUCACGUCUUCGCGAAAUGGACGGCAGCCUCAGCAGCUCUGCGUGGGUGUGUGCCCCGCUGGUGCUUGCCGCAUCCGCGCUGGCGUACACCACUGUGGGCUGA